AUGCUCGGCUACCUGGCCGGACUCAACUUCACCAGGAUCGGACUCGUCGUUCCAGGCCCACCCACCGAGAACUACUACACUGCCAACGCCUUCUUCCUUGGUAUGCAAAAGGCCAACGUUGCCUCGCAAGUCUUUGUCGUGUCGACCAGCUCCUACGAUGACAACGACACUGCCACCGGUGCCAUCAACAUCCUCAAGUCCCUAAACAUUGACGCCGUCACCCAAAGCCAGCUCAGCAUGGCUGUCUCUGAGCACUUCCUUGACUCAUACAGUGCCAAGGCAUUUGGUUCCAAUGGAUAUCCAUACGAGUCAAUCUUGGGAGACACAGUUAUCCAGAGCAUUGUGAUGAACUUCCAUGUUAUAUUCAAGACCGUUGGAAACUCUAUCAUUGAUGGAACGUUCACCAGCAACAACUACUACCUUGACUUUAACACUGGCUUCUACACGCUCGAUCGUUACUCGUUCCUGGUGUCCGACAGCUACAUCAACCUCUCACAGCAGGUGUUCAACACCCUCGCCAGCCAGACUGACGUCGACGCCCAUCCAUACCUGUGCGCCGCCGAGAACGUUGCCAACUAUGGCUCCGAGUGCAUCACCCACCACCAGAUGCUGUCGAUGAAGACACUGUACUCGGGUGUCGCCAACCAGGGCUUCUACGCCGUGCCCACCACCGAGGUGUACGAUCGCCAAGCCAUCAACAUUGCUUUCAUCGCCGUGUCCUCUGUGCAGAUCUUUGUCGCCGCCAUCUUUGUUGCACUGUGCGUCGUCUUUGCCAACAAGUUGCCAAUCCUCUACUCCAACCUGUUGUUCUGCUUUGGCCUGAUCCUUGGUGCCGUUCUCGUGCCCGUCGGCAUCAUCCUUUACAACACGCAGCUCAAGACAACCGGUAUCUGUGUGUCUCGCGUCUGGAUGAUCUCACUCGGUUACAACUUCCUUGUCGGUCUGAUGAUCAUCAAGAACACCCGCAUCUACCUCAAAUUCAAGGAGCUGCUCCUGAAGCGCUCCGAUGUCAUCUCGCCAAUCUCCCCAAAGACCGUCUACAACUGGUACGGCGGCUUGCUGCUCAUCAACGUUCUGCUCCUUGCCCUGUACACUGGCUUGGGCGGCGUGUCAUCCUACAACUCGCUGGGCCUCGACGGCAUCGGUCGCUACGAGUACACCCAGAACUGCGUCAACAACAAGCGUGGCGACAACCUUUUGUACACGUUGCUGGUCUUCCACGGCCUUCAACUUCUCUACGGCUGCGUGAUGGCCUGGAGAACGCGUGUCAUUGACCUGGAGGAGUUUGAGGAGACACACGAGUUCAACAGCUGCAUCUACCUGAUCAGUUUCACAUUGUUCAUCGUCAUCCCUCUUAUGGCCGGCAUUGAGAGCCAGCGCAGUCGUGACGCCAUCAUCUCAUCGAUGGGUAUCUUCACGACAUUCACCACACUCAUCAUCAUCUUUGGCUCCAAGAUGUGGAAGGUGUACAAGCCAGUGGAAGACGACGGACUUCCCAACGUCAAGAUGCAGCAGUUGCCAGACAGGAACCGCGGCAAGACCUCGCCAUACAACCACUCGACGCUCACCAAGUCCCAGUUCCUCACUGCCGUCACCAACCCAACCGGUUCACAAUCGUCCUACCGUCCCGAGCACGAGAUGGACUAA
Messenger RNA from Acytostelium subglobosum LB1, 1647 nucleotides. RefSeq lists its product as hypothetical. Gene Ontology annotation, cellular component: membrane. The transcript is spliced from 2 exons. Bases 1 to 1647 code for a protein of 548 amino acids. The record is from RefSeq and is a predicted model, not a curated record. Gene Ontology annotation, biological process: G protein-coupled receptor signaling pathway. Gene Ontology annotation, molecular function: G protein-coupled receptor activity. Lineage: Eukaryota; Evosea; Eumycetozoa; Acytosteliales; Acytosteliaceae.